Molecule: messenger RNA, 1935 nt
Organism: Dendronephthya gigantea
Lineage: Eukaryota; Metazoa; Cnidaria; Anthozoa; Malacalcyonacea; Nephtheidae
Product: kelch-like protein 18
Exons: 1
Coding region: 6-1712 (568 amino acids)
Molecular function (GO): protein binding
Source: RefSeq, a predicted model, not a curated record
UCAAGAUGGCGGCUGAGGUAGAGGAAGAAGCAAAAUUAAUUUCAGUUUCGAACUUUGAAUUUGAUGCAUUUUCGCAACUUUUUCAGCUAAAACAGAUUGAAAAAUUAUGCGACAUCUCCCUGAAAGUUGGCGAUAAUUCAGUAAAAGCUCAUCGAGUAGUAUUAGCAGCGACAACUCCUUAUUUCAAUGCAAUGUUUACGGGAGAUAUGUUAGAGAGUCGACAAGAAGAGGUCACUUUAUACGGAGUCGAAUUUAAAGCGCUUGAAUUACUUAUUAAUUACUGUUAUAGCGGUACGAUAGAGAUUACUACAAAAAACGUUCAAAGUCUUCUAGUAACAGCCAGUUUACUACAACUUUGGAAAGUUAAGGAUGCCUGUGUCGAUUUUUUUCAGGAAAGACUCCAUCCGAAUAAUUGUCUUGGAAUUCUCAAUUUUGCGGAGGCAUUCAGCUGUGUGACAUUAUCACAAGCGGCUGAUGCGUACACUGUUCAAAAUUUUAAACAUGUUAAUUCUGAUGAAUUUUUUGCGCUCUCAUAUGAAGAGAUGUCUAAACUUUUGACUCGUGAAGACUUAAACAUUCGUUCGGAAGAGCAGGUGUUUGAAGCCGUUAUGAAAUGGAUCAAAAAAGACGAAGAAGACCGUAAAGUAUUUUUGCCAAAUUUGCUGAAGAAUGUUCGUCUCGCUCUGCUCUCACCGCAGUAUCUUUGUGAUAAAGUAUGCAAUGAUGAUCUCAUUCGAAACAGUCUGACGUGUCGAGACCUUAUUGAUGAGGUCAAGAAUUAUUUUCUCUUACCUGAACGAAGAUUGAACUAUACUGGUAUAUUCGCUAAACCAAGGAAAUGUAGCGAGGCAGCAGGAGAGAUUUAUGCUAUUGGUGGACUCACUCAAUGUGGUGAAGCUCUUAGUACGGUUGAGAAGUUUGACCUACUUAAUUUGAGUUGGCAGUCGUGUACUUCAAUGUUAACUCUACGGACUAGAGUAGGUGUUGCAGUUCUUGGCAGCAAGUUGUAUGCACUGGGUGGGUAUGACGGAAACGAUCGACUAAGUACAGUUGAAUUCUUUGACCUCGAGGAAAAUACAUGGUGCAAAACAUCAUCAAUGAAUACCCGCAGAAGUGCCCUUGGUGCAUCCACGUUGAAUGGCAACAUAUUUGUAUCUGGGGGCUAUGAUGGUCAUAUAUCCCUACAUACUGUUGAGUUUUAUAAUCCUGAGACAAAGCAAUGGCGAUUUACAUCUCCAAUGACUACCUUGCGCAGUGCAGCUGGGAUGGUGUCUUUGGGCGGCAAACUUUAUGUGGCUGGUGGUCACAAUGGUUUGCAGAUAUUCAGUUCAGUGGAGUGUUUUGACCCACAGUUGAACACAUGGACAUCAAUGCCUGGAAUGCAGUCAAGACGAUGUCGUGUUGGUGUGGUUGAAAUGGAUGGUUGUCUCUACGCCUGUGGUGGUUAUGAUGGUAAUUCCUUCCUUAAUUCACUGGAGCGUUAUUGUCCAAAGGAAGGUACAUGGUCUUUGCUGGCAUCCAUGAGUUCCAGAAGAAGCAGAGUUGCCCUAGCAACACUUGGUGGUCAUCUUUAUGCUAUUGGUGGUUAUGAUGGUAUGUCUAACCUCAGUACCAUGGAGAGAUAUGAUCCAGUAGCUGACCAAUGGAUGCCAGCACCAUCCAUGAUCUUGCAUCAAGGUGGUGUUGGUGUUGGAGUUUUACCUCGUGUCUGAUGAAGAUAUCUCAGAAUGAUGAUGUUCAAUCUUAGACUUUUGAUUGGAUAUUAAAGUUUUUAUGCUCUGACAUAAGUCAAACCUGUUUUUAACAUACUGUACAUAUUUGGCCAGGUUGGGUUUGUGGACCUGAGGCAAUAUGCUUAAAUGUUCAAAGAUAAUAUUUAGCUAAAUUAUUAGCAUCAAACCUUCAAACUGUAAAAGGUUGUUAAAUGCCUUUUAA